Alligator mississippiensis (American alligator) is the source of this 5956-nucleotide messenger RNA. RefSeq names its product TNF receptor superfamily member 19 (gene TNFRSF19). Bases 590 to 1864 code for a protein of 424 amino acids. The record is from RefSeq and is a predicted model, not a curated record. NCBI's taxonomy places the organism in Eukaryota, Metazoa, Chordata, Crocodylia, Alligatoridae. The transcript has 10 exons. Gene Ontology annotation, cellular component: plasma membrane. Gene Ontology annotation, molecular function: protein binding; signaling receptor activity. Gene Ontology annotation, biological process: positive regulation of canonical NF-kappaB signal transduction; positive regulation of JNK cascade.
AACCCUUGUUGCUUUUUAGCUUUAUUCCCCCACAGGCUGUAUUAUAGCUCUCUAACCAGUCCCACAGCAUUGAAUGAUGUCAUGGGAUCUGCAGUUCAGCAAGAUGAAAGGGAUAAAGCGGAACCCGCUGGCACUAGGGAAAGCUUUCCAACACACAAUCCACAGCACAGCUUGGGAACUGAAAAAGCUACAGCCACUCAGCUCUAAGCAUGGAAGAAUCAUGUGCAUUCUCUCACCACAAAGAGGAAGAAAAAAGCUAAAAUGAUCAAUUUUUAAAUAGAAGAACUCAAGAAUUUGAAGGCAGAAUUUAAAAGGACAACUACCUGCUGGAAAGGGAGCUUUUUCCUCUCCAAAGCACUGCCUUUGAUGUAUGACAACUGAUCACUGAUCAGAUUACAGGCAUUUGGUCUCAGUGCUCGUCUGCCUUUGAUCUGCAUGGUUAAUUUUAUUUUCCUGGAUUUGGAGUUUCGUCUGGGCUUGUGCUGACAUACUUUUUUUUAAAGGAGGGUUUCUUAUAAAAUGACCAAGCUGCUUUGUUAGCAAAAUUGCACAUCAUGAUAUAUGCAGUUUAAAAGCUACAGUCCUACCUAUGAAUACAUUCUUCAUAGGGGAAAGAUUUUAUAACAAAACAAUGGACACUGAAGGAUUACAAAGACUAAAUAAAAUACUGAAGAUGCUAAUGCUUCUGCUAGCAUAUUUGUUGAGUAGAGCAACUUGUGAGACGGGAGAUUGUAGAGAACAAGAAUUUAGGGAUCAUGCUGGAAACUGUAUUCUUUGUGAACAGUGUGGACCUGGAAUGGAGCUGUCAAAGGAAUGCGGCUUUGGAUAUGGGGAGGAUGCACAGUGCAUGAUAUGCAGGCCAAACAGAUUCAAGGAGGACUGGGGAUUUCAGAAGUGCAAGCCUUGUCUGGACUGUGCACUAGUUAACCGAUUUCAGAAGACCAACUGCUCUGCCAUGAGCAAUGCAAUAUGUGGGGACUGCUUACCAGGAUUUUACAGGAAGACUAAGCUUGGAGGCUUUCAAGACAUGGAGUGUGUCCCUUGUGGUGAUCCCCCUCCUCCCUACGAACCUCACUGUACCACUAAAGUGAAUCUUGUGAAAAUCCCAUCAACUGCUUCCAGUCCUCGGGACACUGCUCUAGCAGCUGUUAUAUGUAGUGCACUGGCUACAGUCCUCUUAGCUCUUCUCAUCCUUUGUAUUAUCUACUGUAAGAGACAAUUUAUGGAAAAAAAGCCAAGCUGGUCUAUGAGAUCACAAGAUAUUCAUUACAAUGGUUCUGAACUGUCAUGUUUUGACAGACCACGGCUUAAUGAAUAUGAUCACAGAACAUGUUGCCAAUGCCAAAGAGACCCAUCACAGACAUGUGGGCCGGUUCAUUUGAUUCCAUCACUGUGCUGUGAUGAAGCCUGUAGCAUAGAGCACAGCAGUCACAGUUGCACUUUCCACUCACAGACUACACUUCAUGAAAGGGUUUCAAAUUCUGUUGGAGAAAUGAUUCCUGCCUUUCUUGGUUCUCUUUCACAUACUGUCUGUGGAGAUCUGUCAGAUGUUUGGCCUCUUAUGAAAAACCCUACUUCUUGUGAUGGUAUCUCUUUCUGUGAAUCUUAUCCAGAACUGACUGGAGGAAGUGCAAAUUCCUUCCAACCAGAGGCUGAAAACACAGUCAAUAUAGAUUCAGACAAUGAGCAGGAUCUAAGUGAUGUACUUAUUUCAGCUAAAUCUGACUCUGAAAAGUGUGCAGAAUCUAUUGAAAGUUCCAGAUGUAGCACAUGUAUGGAUGCUUCAUUUAUGCAGGACUCAGCAGCUGCCAAAAACCAGCCAAUGACAGGGCAUGACAGAACUAUUAAUGUUUCUAUAGACUGAUAAAAAGGUAAAAUACAUUUCUGUAAAUAAGAAACAAAAUCUGUGUGGUACACCCAUCUGCUUACAUUAAGAACCCUGAGAAAGACAAAGAGUGCAGAUGCAGGUGUCCACCAGCCUCACUGAGAAAAAUAAUCAAAUUGUAAAAGAUGGCAAGGUUCUGUCCAUCCUUGGGCUGUGUCUGAGCAUUGCUAAAGUGAAUAUGUUCUCAGAAGAAAUAGACAUUUCAGAUUUGUCAUAUUUUAAAUCCAUUUUGAGUAUUUGAGAAGUGUAUUUCCACCAUAACAAAACGGUCAUGUGGUUAUUUAUGCAAUUGUAAAGUUCUCUUACUAGAGAGCUUUUAACAGAAUAUAUUUCUAUUUUAUCAUUGUAUGUUAGACUGUUGCUUACUAAACUUCAUCUUUAUUUUAAGAAAGUCUAAUUAUAGAUGUUUGCAAAAUGUUUUCAGUGUGAAAGGUCAUACAGCGUCAUAGAGUGUAAACUCCUUUGAUCUGUUAUUGUUUGUAAUAACAGAUGUUGUACCAACAAAGAUACUGUUUUGUGUUUAGAAAGCCUGGGGCCUGCUGGCACUUUGGGGCAGAGACUGCUUUUUCAGUAUGUGGAUGUACAGCACAGAACAAAAGAGGGCUUCAGUGUUUCCCUGGGGCCUCUUUUACCAAAAUGUAAAAUAAAUGCUAAUUUGACUAAAGGCAAUUCAUAUAAGAUGAACAAUUUUGAAUAUAUUUUGGAAUUAUGUGUAUGCAUAAUUAAAUUUAGACAAGACUGAAUUUAAGACAGAAGUUCAGUUUCAGGGUUUUUUCUUUUUUUAUAGUAUGAGAGUGAUUUAAGUUAGAUGUUUUCAGUGUUUUAUAUAAAAUAAAGGAUUUCAUAUGGUAUUUAUGAGAGUGUAACUACUCUUUUAUCACUUUCUCUAGGAAGCCACAAAUAUUUCUACUGGCACUAGAACUGCAUGCUAUCCUCGUCUUUCUUUGCUAAUGCUUGUGAAUAGAAAGUGGCCUGGUCCUCAAUGUUUCCUAGUUUCAAAAACAGCUGAAAUAAAUUGGCAACAUUUUAGACCUUUUAGGCAGUUGCAUCUGAGCCAUAACAGCUGUAAGUUGAAACGUCAAGGAGCAAUUUGAGAGAAGACUGAAGGUGGAUUCAUGAUACUUUGCAGCUCUUCUAAACAACUAUCUUCUGUUCUUCAUGGGUGUUUGAAAAACAUAAUGGAUUGAGCUUGCAGCUAUGUAUAAAUACUAUAAGAAAUAGAAUUACAUUAGUGUGUUUAGACUGAUCUGUUAAACAUAGCUACAGAUGUCAGAUGGUGUGGGACAAAAGUUUGCCAGUUAUUCUGCUUGCAAAUUUAAGCUUGCAUUAGGUUUUUUUCCUGGCUGGCUGUAAUCUUAAUUCACAUUUCUAUUUAUGUAAGGGUUAAAAAAUAAACAAUUCUAUUUAUGUAAGGAUCAUGCAUUAGUGAAUGGAAGCUUGUAUUGUAUUACACAUUAGCUAAAAAGCUGCUUUAAUGAAUCAAGGAAUUUGCAUAUCUCAAUAAUAUGUAUUUUUGAAGUCCCUUAAAAAUCACCUUUUUCUUAUGCCAGAAGAUUAGCCUUAAUUUAGAUGUAGCUUUGGUGUAGACAGCACAUUGGACUUGUAGCUAUAUUAUAUGACUCUAAAUGUUGAAAUAAUAACAUUGAAAUAAUGAACUCUCAUAUCAAUAUCAAAUUACAGUAGAUUUAGUAUGAAGCAUUCACACAGCUGAAAGUCACUGAAAGGUUGCCAACAGGGGACAGUUUUUAGAGGUUAGUCUACAAUACAUCAUAGGGUCAAUUUAAAAUAAGGUGACUUAACUAAGUUGACUUGACUAAGCUGACUUAAGCCACAUCGGGACAUACAUACAUACAGUUCCUUGACAUAAUGGUAGCAAUCAUGUGAGCCCUCCCCUGCAGUAGCCCCUGGCUAAGUUAAGUCAACUUUGCAUACACACAUGUUUAAGUCGACUUAAAGUCAACUUAACUAAUGCGACUCAAGAUAAUACACCUUAGAGGUAUAUUACCUUGUGCUGCAUUUAAGUUGACUGUGCUCCACAUAUAUGUGUAUGCUCUGACAGUUAAAUCAACUUUUAAAAGUUAAGUUACUUAACUGUCAGAAACCUAGUACAUGUGUAUGCACCCAUGGUGACCUAAUCCUUUUAUUCUACACAGACUUCUUUUUCAUCAAUGCCAACACCUCCUGUAAGUAUCUCCUGAAAUUUUCCACCUUCCUCACUACACACAAAAGUGAUUUGAUAGCAGUUGUUUAAAAAUACCAUUCAUCUGAACCACAAAAUUACACAGAUGCCCAAACUUGAGUAAGCUUAUUAUCUUAUGGCUGCAACUCUGGCACUUUCUCUAUAAUUUCUUAUCUAUAAAUUACAUUGCGUCUUAUACUGGCAUUUGUUCUGUAAAAAUCUUCUAUCAGAGGUACUAUUUUUUUCCUAUUGGGAAGAGUCCCAAUGAACUCCAUUAAGUGUUACAUUAGGCAGGAUCUAGCUCUGAAAUCAUGAAUUCUCAUAAAACAUUCAGUAUGCUCUUAGCAAAAUACAAGUUAUCAGCAAAAUGAUGCAAAUACAUGGUACAUUUUCUUCCUUGUUGUAAAUGUACUGUACAACAGUUUGCAUACUAAUACAAUAUUCUCUUUCCUUAAAGGAAAGAUGCUUUUGCUGGUGACACAUCAGCAGAAUUUUGGGCCUGUAAAAGAAGAAUUAAAUGCAGUACUAAAAGCAAAGAUAACAAGAUGCUUUGCCAAAAAACAGUGGAACUUGUUGUUCAAGUAACUGCUACUACUCAUCAUGAAUAACACUUGCAUAAUAUGGCCCAAGGUUAGUGAAGAAAUUUCCUCUGAAUAUUUGAAUAUUAAAUGCUACUAUUGACUCAUUGACUUAUUAUUGUACUAAAUAAACAGUCAUGCUUGUGUUCAUUUGUUAAAUACUUUGAAAGACAUAUGCAGUUCAGGCAAAAUUAAUUUUCACAUCCUUUCUACAUUAGAUAAAUAUGUCAAAAUAUUACUUUCCAACAUUUUUUACUUGAAAAAAUGUUUGGUGUUUUUGUAUAUGCUUUAUAAAUAGAAAAAUCCAAUAUGCAUUUCAGUAUAUCGCAAAAUAUUGCUAGAGUACGUAUGGAGAUUAAAAUUUUAACUGUCAAGAAUACCGUGAAAUGGUAUGAUCAAAAACUUUGCCAGUAUCUGUCACCAGUAAGUAUGUUUCCCAUUGGAAUUUUCACUUUGUAUGAUCAUUUUUGUCCAGCAACUACUAUAUUUACUCAUACAUCGUAUGCACACACCUUUUGCCCAGAAAGCAGUCCCAGAAAUUGGGGUACGUGCUUUAAGUGGAGAAACUGAUCUUCUUUGCUGAACUAGAAACAUGGACGGGGGCGUGUCUACAUGAGACACUACUGUGCAGCCAUUAAUGCGCAUUUUUUAGUACUUGUAUUAGCAAGUACUAAAUAAGUACAUAGUAACUGGGGUUACUGCACAGUAUCACCAGCGAACAUCUUUCAAGUCACACUACGGUGCAGUACCAUAUUAGCACAGUCCGUGCUAUAACACACUACUGCUCAGUAUUAUUCGACUACUGCACAGUCAGCAUCUUGUGUACUUGUGUCCGGGCUGUGCUGCAAAAUACAGCACAAAAUACUGCUCCUCUCUGGGACAGCAAGCAAGCAGAGGUGGUAUCCUAUGUUAACCCUUUCACAGCUGCUAAUGAACUGUCAGUAGCUUUUUUAUAUUCUGCCUUCCCACAAUAAGGUGUGUGUUUUAUUUGGGGACAUGUGGUAUGCAAGAAACUAUAGUGUAUAUAUACAUUUCCUGUAAAUGAGUGAGAGCAAAUUUUUCAAAGAAUUCAAUAUGCAAAAUAGCUUUUUACAAGUAUUUGUAUAUUAUGUAUAUAUUUUUUUAACAUAGUUUUUCUUAAUUUAAGCAGAUUGGUCGUGUUUAUAUUGCUUGUGCCAAGCAAUAUUAUACAUGCCAAUAGAAAACAAAUACCACCAGUGCCAUUUGACAUACUUUUUAAAUCUGUAAAUUACAACCAUGUAAAUUGUUUUGUAAUACUUUUUUACUUGUGAAUAAACUAUUACAUGAAUUGUU